ACUAGAUCUAAUAUUAUUAAAUUAUAUCAGUUAAUUUCAGAAUAUCUAACUAAUUCAAAUUCUAAAUAUCUUAGAACUAUAAAUUAUUUAAUCUUUUAUUUAAAAGAAAUAAAGAACUUGGCUAUUAAAUUUAAUUCUAGCCCUAUUUUAUUUUAUAUAGCCAGUAAUACUAGUUUUGCUGAUAAUUAA
Messenger RNA from Aspergillus heteromorphus CBS 117.55, 189 nucleotides. RefSeq lists its product as uncharacterized. The transcript has a single exon. The record is from RefSeq and is a predicted model, not a curated record. The annotation marks the transcript as partial. NCBI's taxonomy places the organism in Eukaryota, Fungi, Ascomycota, Eurotiomycetes, Eurotiales, Aspergillaceae.